CGCGCAGUUCCGGGUCACGGCGGCCAUGGAGGCCGGGCAGGGACCCGGCCCCGGCGGCGACGCGGCCGAGAGGGAAGUACCUAAGCCUUAUGUUCCGACAGAGGAGGAAAGAAGACUACUCAAGGAAUGUGCUGAAGAGAGUUUCACAUAUAGAGCUUUUCCUUUGGCUGCAGUGAGCAUGCUUGGUACUAGUUUCUUAAUUAGAAAAGGUGUUCUAAGAGAUAGCUCAAGACUUGGCUCUUUUAUUAAAGUUGCAUUUGCUGGAAUGUGUGGAUACCUGGCUGGAAAGAUAUCCUACUUGCCAAUCUGUAGCGAGAAAUUUAAGAAACUGAAGGAUUCCCCAAUAGGAGAUGUUCUACGACAAGCUCAGAGACAUAGUUCACCUAACCGUUCCAGUCGUAAAUCUGAAUUUUCAGACGCACCUUCUCAGUCAUUUGAGUCAUCUUCUCCAAGAGCUGGAUUCCCACCUUCUUCUAGCUAUUCAGAUGAUUACAGCUCAACAGAUAGAGCCCUCUCAAGUUAUGAACCCAUACCAUUCAGUGCUUCUCUGAAUGAAUCUUCACCUACAGGAAUUACUGAUUACACCAUUCAAGAACCUGCUCCAGUUCCAGAAGAAACUCGUAAAAAAAAAGGCAUCACAUAUGAGGAAUUAAGGAAUAAACACAGACAGACAUAUGAAGUAAUGCAACCACCAAAGGCAGAAACUCCAAGCAAGUUUUCACAGGAAAAACAAGCUAAGGAAGUUAAAGUAAAUAAAUAUGGAGAUACCUGGGAUGAGUAAGAAUCAGAUGAAGAACUGAAGAAAAUUACCUCCUCUCAGCUAACUUGAACUUCAAAUAGAUUAGUCAUGAGUAUCAGCACCUUUGGUGUGCUGCGCCAGACACAACUAUUAAUAAAUGAGGAGAAAAUCCUGACUUGCCAGAAGAUUAAAAAAUGUAUUUAUGCUUAAUUUUUUUUAAUUUUGCAUAAAUGAAAAACAAGGCUAUUAUCAGGUGUCAUGACUAUAAACCAUUUAUGCUGUUGUUUAAGAAUGAGAAGGGGAACUGGUAAUAUGAACAUAUAGCAUAAGGUAAAAAUACAUGUAAAUAAAUGCAAUCCCGUGUGUCGAGAAGGGAAGAAUAUCAGAAUCUUCUCAAAUUUUCAAGACUUGCAUUAAAAGUUACCUCUAGAACUCAA
Pseudopodoces humilis (Tibetan ground-tit) is the source of this 1176-nucleotide messenger RNA. RefSeq names its product OCIA domain containing 1 (gene OCIAD1). Lineage: Eukaryota; Metazoa; Chordata; Aves; Passeriformes; Paridae. Gene Ontology annotation, cellular component: endosome. The record is from RefSeq and is a predicted model, not a curated record.